AUGUCGUACGACGACACCCCGGAUGUCGUCUUCAAUCCGCAGGAUGAGUCUCUGCCUGAUCCAUCUGGAUUCUUCGCGGAGCUCAACUUGGUGCCGCGUUACUAUGACUUGCCUCACGGUGAUCCACGCUUCGACCAAGUGCCCGGCCAGCAGAUCAGUGAUCCCAUGCAAAUCGACGUCUCAGCUAACGACUCUGUAGGCACCCCGCCUUCUGAUGCUGGCUUCCUGGCACAAAGCCACAGGGCCCGCGUGGCUCAUCUCCCCCAGCCGGCCCAAGACCAGCAGCCUACUCAGCCCCAGGCAGAGGAAGCAGUCGACAUGGAAGCCGCGGAGUUUGAGAUUCCUUCACUGUUCCCAAACUGGGCUGAGCGAGACAUUGCGGAGGUGCUCCUGACUCCCGAGACGUUUUACUGGUGGAAGUCUCAGGACGCGCUGGCUGAGCAAGGUCUGCUUCCUGAUAUCCCCCAGAUCUAUCCUUCUGGACACCCAAACAACCGUCCCACUGAGUCCUUUGCAACGGACGGAAGAAUCAUCGAGUGGGAGGACCUCCACUUGGGCGUCCGCUGGCUCCUCCUUCUCCGCCUCAGCGAACAACACUCUUUUGCCGUCGCCAUUGUCUCGCAGCUCAAGCUCUCCCACCACCAAGUCCAUGAGUUCGUCACCAGCUACGUCAAUCACUGCGAUCAGUGGAAUGCCUUCGAAAAGACCGUCAUGGAGAGAGCCAUGGGCCUUGAAGGCUGGAACGAAGAGGGAGAGAGAGCGCUCCUCAACUGGCUUCACGAGAAGCGCCCCCUUCUGCCCUAUGACAGCCUCACCAACGAGGAUAUCCAGCUGGGCCUUCGCUUUCUCUAUGAGCGCUGCAUCAUGGAUGAUGGCGUCGACUUGGUCGCGUGGUUUGAGGAGAAAGACAAGAAAGACUUUGCUCACAUCAAGAUUGAGGUCCCCAUCAUGAGAGAUUGCAUGGACCACAGACUCAUUCGGCGCGCUGCAGCCGCCAAGAUGUUCUCCAUCAAGAAAAUUGAAAAUACCGUCAAAGAGUUUGGAAGAGAGAAACGUCGCAGAGCUCAGUUUGCCCAGAUGGACAACUCCGGCCGCGUGCCGUGGGGAGACAAUCUGGAGCAGGACAAUGGCGAAAUGUCCGCCGAGGCGCAGACUGUCCUGAGCACCAUCUCGACUGAUCUGCACAGUGGCGAGCCAAUGCCGAUGCCAAUCCCGCCCUAUCAAAGACAGCAGAAGGCACAAGAGGCCCAUGGGGCACUGAGGCGCGUCGUUCCAGAGCUACAGCCCUAUUCAGCUCCAGGAGGACUUGCCAAGACUCAGUGGGAGAUCGAAAAUGGAUAUCCCUACGGAUUUGACUGGGAAUACACACCUCUUCAUUGGGGCGUAGAUGCAGAAGAUAUGGAGACUGACCCUCUCCCGGAGGAGCUGGUGAAGCCGCAGCCUUCUCGUGUGGCCGCUCUGCGAGAGACUCUUACCCAGCGACAAGAGGUUUACGCCGCUGCCGCCGCUGCUUCCUCUGCCCAAGCAUCUUCUGCUCAGACAUCUGCCGACGACUCCACAGGCCAAGAGGCCGAAAGGUAUGAACAAUCUUCCUCCACUCCAUCUGGUGCUGCACUGCUUCACAAUAACGCGCCAAGGUCUCGGAUCGGAACUGCUCGUGGGCGCUUCAUGACAAGCAAUGAGAGAGGGGAACUGAUGGCUGGUCAAGACUUCCAGAACCCUAGUUUUGCCACACAGCUUGCCGACCCUAGUUUUGCCACACAGCUUGCCGAAGAAGGAGUUCAAGGCCAGCCAGAGUUGCCGAUAGGAGCAGUGGAAGAAGAACCCGCAUCAAGUCUUCCAGAUCUGGAUCUCGCAGAGGACCUUGAGCCUGGCGACAACGUCGUCGUGCCGAACCAACGAAGCAGGCGGGCACGCCGGCCCAGUGCCCGUGCCCGCGAGUCUUUGCAACUUGCUUUGGAACUGGAACUGAAUGCUGAAACAACCACCGGAAAGCCCAAAGGAAGGAAAAAAGGCCGCACGUCAAGGAAAAGACAGCAAGGAGCCCAAGCCGAAGGCUCCCAAAGCCCCCAAAGCUCCCCAGGCCCCGAAAGCGACGAAAGCACCGAAGACUCCCCAGGUGACGACGGAGUCGCAGAGGUUGUCCGAGUCGCCCCCGUCGCCCAAGGCGGGCCCGAGCCAGCCCAAGAAGUCGGCGUCCAAGCCGAAGCGGCAGCAACAGGAGCCGCAGCACCAACAGCGCCAAUAGUUGUGCCUCGCAUGCAAGCGCGAGGCAGCUUGGUUCGACCGAGGGCCACCGCACGGUCUAUCACGUCACUGCCAACCGUGGAUGAAGUUCCGACUGGAGCAGCUGACGGACGGCCUCAGCUGGCUGUGGGAGAACCGAGCCCAUCCGGAUCAGAGGCCCCGGCAGCCCCUGAUGCUCAACGGAUAUCAGCCGCAAAACGACGAACGCAGAGAAUCUUUGGCAUCUCCAGGACCCAGGAGCUCAACUCGUGUCCACCCCCUGUUUCCGAAACCCACUCUGCUUGGACUGCAGAAGUGGCCCAGUUUGCUGUCGAAGCUAUCCAGGCCUCGUAUGCUCUCAAGGCAGACCGAAUCAUUCCGGAUUUGCUGGUUGCACCUCAGUACCAGAUGGAUGAAGACACUAUCAAGGCGACCAUUACCUCUAUGGAAGCCCAGUAUGCACGUAUUGAGUCCAUGAGCCGAUCAGAGAAUGGGCCUGUCGCCCAGACAGCUGAGUUCGCCGGUGUUACUGACAUGGCGACUUUUGCCAUCCAUGCUGCUGAAGCUGCUUUCGCCUUUGAAGAGGAGCAGGUCAUGCAGCACUUUGAGAAUGCCACUGGAUCGGAAGAGCCGCAACCACAGCCCGAGGUAUAA
Messenger RNA from Trichoderma citrinoviride, 2880 nucleotides. RefSeq lists its product as hypothetical. The coding region runs from base 1 to 2880 and encodes 959 amino acids. The transcript is spliced from 6 exons. The record is from RefSeq and is a predicted model, not a curated record. Lineage: Eukaryota; Fungi; Ascomycota; Sordariomycetes; Hypocreales; Hypocreaceae.